UCAGAUCGCAGCAAAGGGAGGCACAGGUUUCCGGCCUGAUUGACGACAACACAGUUGUGGUCUGAAAGACGAAGAGGAGAAGCCGCUACUCGCACAGAAUUUAAUGCUGUAGCUUUCCAAGAUUCAGCUACAAUCUACUGUAAGUUGCACUCUUGCGGUGCUCUCCGCAUUUCAUACUCUAACUAAUCACUAAUUUAUAUACCAAGAGUCGGCAGUCAGGCAGACAUGGCAUCUGUUUACUGAACGGCUCCAUCUUCAGCCACUGCUAGCACCAAACAUUGGUGUGCAAUUUCCCAGCGAAUGAGACUGACCCACCAUCAUCAUGGAAGCAGAAACUGAAGUUAUUCCUAUCUGGCAGAAUAAGCCUCAUGGUUCCACCCGUAGUGUUGUGAGAAGAAUAGGUUCUACUCUCCCACUCAAACCUCCACAAAGGGCAUGUUUCCAGGAACUGCCGGGCCUACCCCCUCUUCGGCCUCUGGAUGGCCCUAUGGUUCCUACCUUGGCAGACAUAGCCUGGAUUGUUGCAGAUGAAGAGGAGACAUAUGCCAGAGUGCGGAGUGACACACGUCCUCUAAAACACGAAUGGCGGCCCACGCCUCUCCUGGUACUCCACAGGAACUCAUCUGUGCCCAACUUCCGGCGUGAGGGCAAAAGGGUGGAGGGGCUUAGGAAGCCUGGGGUCACAGCGCUCAACCGUACUACAGCCCUGCAGGAUGAGCUUAGCAGACUCCGUGCACAGAUCGCCAAGAUUGUAGCAAAUGACUCUGGCUCCAACCCCCUGACUCCUGAUCUGCUCUCCCCCGACGACACAAGCAUGAGCUUCUCCAUGGCGCCUUUCGAGACAGCCUCCUACCAGCCGGCUGCCACGGCUGCCGCUUCCUUUGUCAUCAGUGAUGUCACGGAGGAGGAGGAGGAGGAGGAGGAGCUGGAGGUGGAGGAAGAGGAAGAUGAGAAAGAUGUGGUCUCUGUGGUGUCAGAGCUGGUCCCUGACCCUCUGCCGCCUGUUUCCAUGACUGCAUCGGCGACCUUUGACCUGGACAGGCCCAGCAUGGACUUCAGGGAGGCUGAGGAGGAUACAGUGUCACUGUCAAAGUCCACCAGCUUUGCUGACGUUAUGGACAUCCUGAAGGACAUGAACCGCAUGAAGAUGAGCAAAGACAGGUACAACAGAGGCUGUACUUCCCUGAGAGAGGAGGACUCUGCAACUCUGAUUUCAGAAGCUUUGAGGAAAAAGUUUGUCUUGAAGGAAGAAGAUACCACCACUCUGAAACGGAAGUAGCCUGGAACACAUGUUUAUCAUCACUACCCGAUCCUGCUGUUCCAUGUAAGUCGGGACUGGAUAGUGGAGUUUUUGUAUUUGUUUUCAGAAUUUUUUUUAAAUAUUUUGUAUAAUCAAACCUUUGUUAAUGUUGGUCAAUGUUUUCAGUGGCAGAAUGUUUUAGCUCACUUGUGGGUUCUUAGUUGUUGUUGUUGUUGUUUUUCUCUCCCUCAUUAUUUUUAGGCCUUUGCCUGUGGAAUAUGUACCCAUGGAUCCACAACCUUGCUCCUCAGACCCAAGGCAAUAGCUGUCUGCCAGAGUUAGAACAAAAAACACUUUGUCCCAGACAUUCAAAACCAAAUGUGAACUCCACAGUGCUGAUGCAGUGUGAGGGGGGAACGGCCAUCUCUUGAUAACAAUAAUCAGUUUCAGCAUUGCGUUGAAUAUUACAUUCAGUGUAUUUCUCGCAAAAAAAAAAAAAAAGACUUUUACUGUUCAAAUUUAUUUUCAAUAAGGACUCAACAGAUGCAAAUGCUUUGGUUUUUCCAGUUGUGUAAAGAAGUCCUCUAACAUACUUGAAAAUAUUUUUGAGAUGGAACCGACCUAGUGCACGUGCAGGGAUAUACUGCAGCCUAUCAACUGUGUGUGUAUGGGGGAAAAAUGAGUUUAGACAUUUGCUAUUAAUAUUUGCAUUUCAGUACUGAGUUUGCAAAUGUGUACAGCAUCCUGUAAGUUGCUUGCUCCACUGCACCUCUUAUGCCUGUCCUCUUGUUUGUGAUUAACAUAUAGAUUGGUAGUCACUGAACCACAGGACACUGAUUUUGAAUCCUGAACUGAAAUACAUUAUUGAUAUAGUUUGAAGAGUGAACUGUGUGAUAUGUUUGCAGCUGUUUGUAUACUAAAGGCAACACCAAACAAGCUUGUACAGGUCUUUUACAUAACAAUUACCUGUGUGUAAUAUGUGCUAACUGGUAGAUGAAACCACUUUUAUGAUGGUUCUUAAUGAUGUGACAUCGAAGAGGUCAUUUCAAUUCAGUCAACUGAGCUACGUUUGAGCUUUUUCAUCAAUAUAUACAUGCAUAGUUUUGACAAAACCGUUGGUAAAGUGUGUGUGUGUGUGUGUGUGUGUGUGUGUGUGUGUGUGUGUGUGUGUGUGUGUGUGUGUGUGUGUGUGUGUGCAUAUGUCACGAUGAAUAUUCUUGUUGACGCCUUACCACAGAUCUAUUGCCUGUUCCAAUGCCUGAUUUUAUUAUAACCCUUAUUAGCUCAAAGUGCCAUGGCUUCCUUUUAAUCAGCCCACCCUUCAACACCUGCGCUUUGUUUUUCCGGAAUUGUGCCCUUCACCCUCAACUUUAUUAAGUUUUCCAGAUCUUCAUCCCACAAACAUACAAUGAACGUAUAUGUUAAGAGCCAGAUCUCUGUGCGUGUGUGUGUGUGUGUGUGUGUGUGUGUGUGUGUGUGUGUGUGUGUGUGUGUGUGUGUGUGCGU
Molecule: messenger RNA, 2746 nt
Organism: Xiphias gladius (swordfish)
Lineage: Eukaryota; Metazoa; Chordata; Actinopteri; Istiophoriformes; Xiphiidae
Gene: mtfr1l
Product: mitochondrial fission regulator 1-like
Exons: 7
Coding region: 323-1279 (318 amino acids)
Biological process (GO): aerobic respiration; mitochondrial fission
Cellular component (GO): mitochondrion
Source: RefSeq, a predicted model, not a curated record